ACACGCUGCUAUAUAAAAAUGGGAGGGACGUCAGGCAUCCUUUACUCCGAGUCACCAUGCGCUGAUGCUCCAGUACGUGCGCGCAUCGCAGCUGACAAUACAAACCCCGCAGCCGCAGAGCAAACCGAUUCAACAGCUGACCGGCACGAUGGAUGGGCAACAUAAAGACCGAAGAAUGACUCACUUGUGGAUAUUGACGUUACAGCUAUUUGUUUAACCUCUUGCCACUGGAUAACUCGGCUUUUUCCAACUUUUUCUUCUGGAUACGGAUUGUGGAACUGGAUUUUGCCCAUCAGGCUUUUUUUUUUUCUUUUGGGGAAAAAAAGGAUUAUAUUUAUUUUGAAUUGUUGUGUUUAAGCAUCACUGCGUUUUUAUGUUUUUUACGUUUGGAUUAGGAGCGUUUUGUAAGAGGACGAACUGACUUUUUUUUGGAUACGCACAUAAAGCUAAAGGAUGGCCAAUUGGUUCACCUCUACCCUCGUAAUAGUUAUGCCAUUAUUUACUCAGGUUUUGGGAUCAAGUGUGUUCGAGAUAGAUCUCCAUCAUUUUCAGAAUACGAAAGGUUUGCUGGCGAAUGGCCGUAGAUGCAGCAUGGCCGGCUGCAGAACUUAUUUCAAGGUUUGUUUGAAGAACUACCAGAAAGUAGUGUCCCCUGGGAAGUGUAUAUUUGGCAAGGCCACCACAUCUGUUCUGGGAACAGACACGUUCAGCAUCCCGCAGGAAGCCCGGCUGCGUAUGCCGCUCAACUUCACCUGGCCGGGUGAUUUCUCGUUAGUUGUUGAAGCCUGGCAUUCUCCUGCAGCGGAGCAGCCUGAAGAUAACACCAAAUCAGAAUUCUUGAUUAGUUCUUUUGCCGUCCAGAAAAAGUUGGGAAUAGGGCCUGAGUGGGCCGAGGACGUGCAGUGCGGGACGCAGACGGAGCUAAGGUACUCAUACCGGAUCAUCUGCAAUGAAAAUUACUACGGGGACACUUGUUCCAAAAUAUGUGCUCCAAGAGACGACCGUUUUGGCCACUACACCUGCAAGCCGGACGGGCAAAUAGCCUGUCUGACGGGAUGGAAGGGAGAAUACUGCCAAGAACCAAUCUGUCUGGAAGGCUGCAAUGAAAGUAAUGGAACCUGCAAAUUACCAGGAGAGUGCGAUUGCAGAGACGGCUGGCAGGGUCUCUUUUGUGAUGUGUGUCAACUCCAUCCGGCCUGUAAACAUGGUACCUGCAAAGAACCGUGGCAGUGCACCUGCAAAGAAGGCUGGGGGGGUAUCUAUUGUGAUGAAGAUCUAAACUACUGCACCCAUCACAAACCCUGUGUCAAUGGGGCCACGUGUAUGAACACGGGCCAGGGCAGCUACACCUGCGCCUGCCUACCGGGCUUUACUGGUGUUGACUGUGAGCUAGAGGUCCAUGAGUGUGACAGCAAGCCUUGUUACAACGGAGGCCGCUGCCUGGAAUCUGAGAACGGCUAUAGGUGUGUGUGCGCAAAUGGGUUUGAAGGGCCACAAUGUGAGCACAGGAUGCUGACAUGCACAGACAAACCGUGCUUCCAUGGAGGCAAGUGCAGAGAGAGGGGCAAUGGGCAGAAAUACCUAUGUGAGUGUCCAGCUGGAUACACUGGACUCAACUGUGAGAAGAAAGUGGACAAGUGCACCUCACUGCAAUGUACUAAUGGUGGGCACUGCGUGGUCCAAGGUAACAUCAGAAUGUGCAGCUGUCGGUUGGGCUUCACAGGGAUGCGCUGUGAGAUCAACAUCGACGAGUGCGCCAGCAACCCAUGUGCAAACGGCUCCACCUGCAUGGACCGGAUUAACGACUACUCCUGCUCUUGCCCUCCAGGCUACGUGGGCCGGCACUGCGACAGGCCUUUGAACCGCUGUGCCUCUCAGCCUUGCCUCAAUGGAGGCACCUGCACAAUCGGACCUAAGGGCAAGGCCACAUGCCUCUGCCCAGCCCAUUUCACUGGUCCCCAUUGUGAGGCAAGCAACCCUUCCUCAGCCAACACUCCCAGCUCCAACACUGGCUUAGAGUACAGUGAAAAGUUGAACUUGGCUGCCAUCAGCUUCGGUAUCGGCUUGGUGGCAUUUCUUUUGCUUUUCUGCGUGGCAGUGGUGGUUCUGCGCCACAGAAAGAAGCAGAGGAACGCCGAGGAACAGGACUCAGAGACAAUGAACAACCUGUCCAAGGCGGACUUUCAGAAGGACAACCUCAUCUCUACCAUCGAUCUAAAGAACACUAACAAGAAGGUGGACCUGGAGGUGGACUGCCCCGUGGAAAAAUGCAAUCAUAAAUACAUCAACCACUAUCACCUGGACUAUAAAUCCUCCUCGGGAUACAAGGAAGAAGUGUCCCUUUUGGACAAAGAUGAAAACUGUGAAAAGAUAUUGGAAGACAAAAACCAGUUGAGUAGAAUGUACAGCGAAAGGCCAGAGUGUCGACUAUCAACAAUAUGCUCCUCCAGAGAUUCAGUCUACCAGUCUGUCUUUGUAAUAGCAGAGGAGAAACAUGAAUGCGUCAUUGCAACUGAGGUAUAAAAGUGCAAACGUAUUUUCAUCGCAAAAUUGGAUUCCCUGUGGUCUGUUUACAAGUGAGAAAAGACUGGGAUUUAUUUAAAUGCAAGCUGCUGCUCUUGAACCCUUUACAACUGGAAGGAGCUUGUAUGCUCUUUGACUGUAAAGACAUGAAAGCUACAAAACUGUAAGAAUGUACAGACUGAAAAGACAAAAACAAGAGCGCCUAAUGGCUCACGGAUUCAUCGUCUCUGCUCCUUCCACGUUAAUCCAAGGACAACAAGACUCAUGCCUACAUGCAGGCACGAGGCGCCUGCUCUGUGUGAGCCGGUCAUCUGCACUCAAUGCGAGCAGCUGUGGAGGAAGCCUGCCUUUUCCAUUCCUUUUUAUUGGUCUUUAGCGCGUGUUCUGAGCAAUGGUUUGCUCUCAAUCAGUCAAAAACUACUGAAAACGGUUCAUUUUCAAGAGACUUUGAAGAACAUUCAGUUAUGACGAAUGUAUGCAGACUAAAUCACAAAGCCUUAUAUAUAUAUAAAUGAUUUUAGGAAGAAAAAAAUAAAAGCACCCCGCCUUACCUUGAUUCCUUUGCACAGCAACUUGGGGGAACAAUAAAUGAUUGAAUAGAAAAAUGCAAUAUGCUAAAAUGCCAGGCAGGGCAUUGUCUAUUUUAUGCAAGAUCUCCCUCAAACAAAGACAAAUACACACAUGAAGUGACUCUUAUACCAAGGAUGCCUUCAAUGGAAAUGGCUUAACCAAUAGGUUUAUUUUGUUCAAUUAGUAUUUCAUUAGUUAUUUAAUUAUAUGAAGCACUGUUUUCUCUUUUAAUGUUGUAUAAGAUUAUUUUGUAUAUACUGUAUAUUUAUAUGUGGAGAUUAGAAGUAUGACUUGUACAUCUGUUUUUAAGUUGAUGCCACCGAAAAGGUGACUUUAUUUUUUCAAUGUUUUUUGGUGUUGUAGUUUAUUAUUAUUAUUAUUAUUAUUAUUAUUUGCUAUAUAAAGACUCACAGAAUACAAAUCUGUUA
Oryzias latipes (Japanese medaka) is the source of this 3521-nucleotide messenger RNA. RefSeq names its product delta-like protein 4. Gene Ontology annotation, cellular component: membrane. Gene Ontology annotation, molecular function: calcium ion binding. The record is from RefSeq and is a predicted model, not a curated record. NCBI's taxonomy places the organism in Eukaryota, Metazoa, Chordata, Actinopteri, Beloniformes, Adrianichthyidae. Gene Ontology annotation, biological process: cell communication; Notch signaling pathway; multicellular organism development.